Seminavis robusta is the source of this 1080-nucleotide messenger RNA. The record is from the annotation of a GenBank genome assembly. NCBI's taxonomy places the organism in Eukaryota, Bacillariophyta, Bacillariophyceae, Naviculales, Naviculaceae.
AUGACGAUUCAAACAAACCCCGACGACUUGAUGACGGAAGAAUCGCUGUACUUUCACGAAACCCCCAAUGACAAUAGCUUUUCCAACUACGACUUUAGUGAGAAUGCUGACUCCUUUGGUUCACUAAAAGAGGUGGAUAUGUUCGUCGAGCUGAACAACGAACCCGACCCAAAGUUCAUGCACACGAGAGCCAGUAUCCGUCAAAGCACUUGCAGCCUUGGUAUGAGCUUUAGCGCAUUGGAAGAGUUGGAAAAGGCAGCCGAAGAUGAAUCGGAAACCUCAGCAUCGACCAAGGAUGAACCUAUUCCCGUGACGCCAAAGCCCAGACCCGGGUUGUUGGGUAGCAACCCAAGACCGAGUAUGGCCGACACCAAUGGCAAGUCUCAACGAGGCCUCGUCAAGGGAGUCUGGAAAUCUAUGAAAUCCUUGGGCGGAAUCAGCAGUGGCAAAACCCAUGACGGAGCCAAUGACGACGACGCUGCUUCGGUGGAAGAGUCAAGUCCUCCCCAAAGAAUGUCGAGCGUGCGCAGUUUGAGUAACAAGAGCAUCGACCUCGAUGACGACUCGCUCUGCGACGAGUCGGAGAAGGAGGUCGAAAGUGCUCCUCGUGGGGAUAGCACCGACGAGGUCCAAACUACUCCUCAGAGAGGAAGCCUUCAAAGGCAGAACUCUGCGAAGGAGGACAAAAGGGCCAAGCUCAAGAAACAGAAUUCCUUGAAGAAGUCUUUCAGUUUCAAGCUGUCAAAGAAGAGCUCCUCCAAGAAGAAUCUAAUGCUUGAUGACGAUGAUUCCCAGGGGGCAUCAGAGAAGCAUGCUGAAGGGGCAAAUAGUGCUCCUCAGAGAGGCAACCUUGCAAAUCUGCAUUCCAUGAAAGAUGACAAAAGGGCCAAACUCAAGAAACAGAAUUCCUUGAAGAAGGCUUUCAGUUUCAAGCUGUCAAAGAAGAGCUCCUCCAAGAAGAACCUCAUGAUUGACGAUGAUGAUUCCCUGGCAGCACCUGAAAAGGAUGUAGUAGACGUCAAGAGUACUCCUAUGAGGGGAAGGUUGAGCCAGAACGCCGCGGGGGCUCAAACAGCAUGA